Messenger RNA from Colletotrichum higginsianum IMI 349063, 1599 nucleotides. RefSeq names its product Cysteine synthase K/M:Cysteine synthase B. Gene Ontology annotation, molecular function: cystathionine beta-synthase activity; cysteine synthase activity. NCBI's taxonomy places the organism in Eukaryota, Fungi, Ascomycota, Sordariomycetes, Glomerellales, Glomerellaceae. Gene Ontology annotation, cellular component: cytoplasm. The transcript has 5 exons. The record is from RefSeq and is a predicted model, not a curated record. Bases 1 to 1599 code for a protein of 532 amino acids.
AUGGCCGAACCGAACCAUCUCAACGUCUACACCGGACCAAACUCCGUCAAAAACUACUUCGAUCCUGAUACCGCUCCUCCGCUGCCCCUCGUCGAAAUACCAGACUGUCUCAACCCUUAUCGCAAACAUGGCGUCCGGGUCUACGCCAAGAUGAUGUCGAUGCACCCCGCCAACAACGUCAAGGCAAUGCCGGCUCUCAACCUGCUUCAGAACGGUGUCGUUCCCGGAAAGACCAAAACGGUUGUCGAAUACAGCUCUGGUUCAACCGUCAUCUCCAUGUCCUUGGCAUCUCGGGUCUACCAUGACGUACCGGAUGUCCGCGCCUACCUCAGCAACAAGACGAGUCAGGCCAAGUUGAAGUUGAUGCAAUUCUUCGGUUUGGACAUUACCUUGUUUGGCGGACCGUCUCAACCUGAACCGCUGGACCAGAGAGGCGGCAUCUACGCCGCGAAAAACAUGGGCAGCGACAAAGGAGCCGCCCUCAACCCGAACCAAUAUGAGAAUGACGAUAACUGGAAGUCACAUGUGAGGUGGACCGGGCCCCAGAUCUUCAAGCAACUGCCCCAGAUCACGCUCAUCUGUGCCGGUAUGGGCACUUCCGGAACCCUCACUGGCCUAGGAACUUACUUCAAGAGCGCCAAGCCCUCGGUUUACAGGCUGGGCGUCUGCACCGCACCCGGCGACCGCGUUCCUGGACCGCGCUCGUAUGCACUGCUCCAACCGGUCGAGUUCCCUUGGAGAGCUGCCGUCGACCACGUUGAGCACGUCGGGUCUCACGAGUCUUAUGCACUCUCGUUGGAACUCUGCAGACAGGGACUCAUCGCCGGCCCGUCGUCCGGAUUCAACCUACAAGGCCUUUACCAGUUCCUGGACAAGCGCCUCGAGGCCGGGAAUCUGAAGGAGCUUGCUGACGAAGCUGGUGAGGUACACUGUGUCUUCAUCUGCUGCGACUUGCCGUACCAGUACAUCGACGAGUACUUUGCGAAGUUGGGACCGGAGCACUUCCCUGCCAUUCAUAACGAGAACCUCCAAAAGGUUGACCUCCAUCGCUACGAUGAAGCGUGGGAGAAGGACCCGGCAGAAAUCUUCCUGCAGAUCCCGCACACAAGCAUCGUCCGUACCGAGGAUGUCCAGUUGCCCAGCACGCCAAGAUACAUCGACACCAGCAGUGCCUCCCUCAUUCCCCGUCUUCCAAAUGUGGCCAUAAUUGACCUGCGAAAACCGGAAGAUUUCCAGACACAUCACAUCCCCGGGUCCGAAAACAUCCCCGUUGUGGAUUCGAGUGAUUGGAAGCCCUUUUCGGAUGCCAAGAUUCUGGAGAAGGUGUGGCUCAAACUGGAGGCCACCCUCGAUCCGAAGACCGAGACGGGAAAGAUCCUGGAAGAGUACCGACAGAAACCGAUUGUUGUUCUGUGCUACGACGGCGACAGCUCCCGAGUCGCAACAAGCGUCCUGCGUGCCCGGGGGUUUGAGGCCGACAGCGUCAGGGGAGGCUUCCGGGCGUUGAGAGACUUCCAGCGUACUCCCGAGGCCUCCUUCACUAUGGUACCAAAGAGCUUGGCUGUCGCUUCAAGUGUGGAAGAACUGGUUGGUCACUAG